Betta splendens (Siamese fighting fish) is the source of this 1286-nucleotide messenger RNA. RefSeq names its product C-type lectin domain family 4 member M-like. The record is from RefSeq and is a predicted model, not a curated record. NCBI's taxonomy places the organism in Eukaryota, Metazoa, Chordata, Actinopteri, Anabantiformes, Osphronemidae. The coding region runs from base 494 to 1174 and encodes 226 amino acids. The transcript is spliced from 7 exons.
AAAGGUCUUUGAUUUAACUAAAUGACAAACAUGUCUCCUCAAUGUAGGAAUAAACAGAGUUGCAGUAGAACCAAAUACAGUUUUAAUAACAUCGGACUAUCAAACAUAUUUGCCACAUCAAGGCUUCUUAUAUAUAACUAUCCACAGAGAAACACAAUUACACACCUUUAAUUAAAUAAGUUUUAUUUGACAAUAAAACAUGGACCGUGAUCCUGAACAACCACGUAUCAGCGAGGGUUUGAUGGUCAGUCUGCUCUGAUGCACUUCUCACACACAACCAGCAGAUGUCGCUGUUCUGACUGUGUCGUGAUGGUGUCGAGCAAUGUGUCGAUUACAGCCCAACUGUGUCAUAGUUGCUCAGUGAUUCAUGAGACUUCGAUUUCGCCAUCUUUUCAGGCAGUCGGUGGUCAAGAGGCUGGGUCAGAGGCAAGGCAGGAGACAGCAGCUUUGUCCAACUGGAAAACUCAGCUUCCUCAAAUAGUGAUAUCAUAUCAUGGAGGACAUAUAUGCGAACGUUGUAAACGAACCGUCUGUUAAGACAAGACCUUUAGGAAUGGAACCAGGGCCCAGGAGCUCAGAGAGAUCACGUCAUGGAGCCGUGGUCCUGGGUCUGGUUCUGCUGAGUGUUCUGCUGCUCGCUGGGCUCAUCUGCCUCGGUGUCCACUACCACGAUGCUGCUGCACAACUCUCCACCAUCAAAGCCAACGUCACUGAUUUAAUGGAGGAAAGAAACCAGCUGAAGACCAACAUCACUGAAAUGCAGAUGCUGCUCAAGCAGAGUAAAACAUGUCCUGCUGGAUGGAAGAUGUUCGGCUGUUCCUGUUACCUCCUCUCCAGUCAGUUUGGACCUUGGACAGACGGCAGAGACGACUGCAGAAGCAGAGACGCACAUCUGGUGGUGAUCGACUCCAGUAAAGAGCAGAUGUUCCUCUCUGGAUUCACCAACCAGGAUGCUUGGAUUGGUUUGAGUGACAGGGACCAGGAGGGGAACUGGACCUGGAUCGAUGGAACUCCACUGACCUCCACCUCAGCUCAGUUCUGGUGGACGAACCAGCCUGAUAAUACUGGGCCGACUGGUGAUGAGGACUGUGCAAAGAUCAUAGCUCACAUUACUCUGUGGAACGAUGUGCGCUGUGAUGUUAUUCAACAGUGGAUCUGUGAGAAAGAAGCAUGAAGCUGUGGAGUGGCUUUAACAGGAGUCAUUAUCGCGCUGGUCCUUCCAGUUCAUUCACAAACAGAUCAUUUCCUCUGUUAAUGAAUGUGAUCAAAUAAAAGCUGGAAAACCC